UUGGUCGUGUCGUUGCUCAGCGGUAUUAUGUUUAUGAACGCAACUGUCAACAAAGUAUGAAAGCUUUGCUACAUUGAUCAUAUUUAUUGAGAACACUCUCGAUGUAAGGAAUGAAGAAUAAAAGGGUGAAACCCUCAAAGGGCAUAAGCAACAGAAAAAGUGUGCUCAGUGAUGUGUCUCCAUCCACCAGUAUUCCUCCUUUAGUGGAGGGGCAGCUGAGAUGUUUCCUCAGGUUUACAGUAAGUAAAGUGCUGUGGACCAUCGUCAAACCUCCUCCUGUGACUCUGAUCCGACUGCGAUGGUGGGGAGAGUCUUCCAAUGGCACCUUCUUUAGGCCCAGAGAUGGACACGUUGAACAGAAAGGGUUUAAAUCCACUGCCCGCUUUCCAGUAAGAUGUGGACCAAAACAGCUUACGUCUUAUCUCACAGAUAUGGGCUCAUUGGUGCUGGAUGUGCUUACAAAGGUUGAUCAUUUGCCUAUCGCUCGAGUUCAAAUCCCUGGGAUUGCCCGACUCUCUUUGUCUCACUCCAUACAUGGAUAUUUCACUCUUAUUUCCCCGACAUCUGAAAAACUUGGGGAACUCCAGAUCACACUUGCUCUGGAACCAUUAACGGAAGGAUAUGACAGCAGUAGCUCAGUACCUACGACAGAUAUGAGCCUUGAUGCCCAGGCUCCUGCACUAAUAACUGACCAGAACAUGCCUGUGGUGACAUCAUUGGAUCAACCUCUCCCGAGUAACACUGAGAAGGAGACAGUUGGUGGCAGUUCUAACCACAUGCCCCAGGGGAAGGAUUACCUGUAUCUUCAAGAAAGCAGUAACAUCAUGCCAUCUUUCUCUACUGGAAAACCUAAAGUUAUUCCAGCUCAAACUCUCCCAGCAAACGGCCAAUCAUCUGUCAACCUUUUGUCAGUUCUUCUGGAGCGUGGUAGCAAGCUCAGAAAUGCCAUGGUGGUUUCAGCCUUAAAGACAGAUGUAGAGUCAGAUGUUCCUCUGAAGGAUAUUAUCCAGCCCAUUUCCAGAGACAACACUGAAGCUUUGCCACCCAGACCUUCAUCAGGACAGUUUCUGGAGAACAUCCUUCAGUCCGAACUCCAGCAUCCUUCUCACGACCUUGAUGAAGCAAGUCAACAUGAAGCCAACACAGAGGACAUGGCUGUGGAUCUCCUUCUGGGAAGUGUUAAUGGAUCAGCGCUGCAGUUCUGGGAUGGAGAGGGUUCACCUCCAGAGUCUCUAUCUGAUCACAGUAGUGUGCUUAUGGACAGUGAGCUCAAUGACCCUCAAUAUGAUCAAAGUCUUCUAGAGAACCUCUUCUACAAAAAUUCUGUAUCAGAUGAAUGUUUGGAAGAGGACCAUCAGAGGAAAGACACUGCAGGGAAGAAAGUGCACACAAGCCCAGAUAAAAAUGCUCGGCUGGAUUCUGAUGAUGUGCAUUCAGAAACAGAAGAUGGUUUCUCUGGCCUGAGUGCGGAUAAGAUAGCUUUGCUUGGUGAUGUUCGUUUUGCCAGAGUUAUCAUCAGUGAGUUAAAAGUUCCCGAAGACACGCCAAGAAAUAUUUCUAAAAAAGGAAGACCACCCCGGCCCCUCACUACAAAGAAAUGCACUUAUAUUGUAGAGUACCUCUUCCCACUGGUCUCUACCAAAUAUGAUGACAUCAGUCUGGUGCCUUUAGAGUUCACAAAAGUCAUCUCUAGUAAAAUUUUAGAGGGGGUGGUAAUGUUUGAGCACCAAAGUUUGUUUCCUGUGAGAUUCAGUAGGUCAUCUAUUAAACAAUGGUGGGAGAUGAACAUCUCAUUAAAUAUCUACUGCAGAAAUAGCUUUCAAAAGACACCUGCUCUCAUUGGAACAGCAACAUUUUCUCUGAGCACUCUUUUGCAAAGUGAAUCAAUGAACAUUUCUGCUGCCCUGCCUGUUCAAAGACCUGAUGGAAAAACUGAUAAACAGGCAGUUGGUCCUCUGAAGGUGUCAUUUCAACUAGCAUUAGACAAGAAUGACUUCACCACCAAAAAAAGGCCUGGAAGGAAAGGGCUGAGUCUGCAAAAAGCCCCCAUGUCCCGCUUGAUUGAAGAGGAUGAUGGGCAGAAGAGUGGCCCAUCUCCUAGUGCUGGACUUCAUCCAGUCCAGAGUAUCCUAAUGCCUCAAACCAGAUCUCGAUCCACAUUGCCAAACGCCAGACACCAGACCUCUCCACACAAGCCUUUGCAACAGGAAGUGGAGGAAACAGAGAUUUUGCUUCAUACGUUGCUCAUGGUCCCUGAUGGGAAAGAUUUUAAUUGUGCACCCAUGCAGCCCAAUGUCUACUUGAAUUGUAAGCUGCUCGGAUCUGAUGAGACUGCUCGAUCGACGGUCAGCUGGGGACAAAAACAUCCAAUAUUUAAUUUUGUACAGGUGGCUCCAAUUGCACUGACUUCCAGACUGUUGGAGAGAAUGAAGAACAACGUGAUGGUCAUUGAGGUUUGGUUGAGAGCCAGCAGCUCAGAUCAUGAUAAACUUCUAGGCUUAGUGAAAAUAUCUCUCCACCAGUUCUACAUGUCCUUCAGAGACCCCAAGAUCUCUGAGCUGCUCUUUCAGUCUCAGUAUCCAGUGGUUGGGGUGGACUGUUAUAUGCCUGUCAUUAACGUUUUCACUGGAAGCAAUCGUGGGAACCUCAGGGUGUGUUUAGCAAUGGGUGUAGCUCAACAGAUCACAGCACUACAGCAAAUGAGAGAUGAUGAGCUGACCCGUGUAUCACUGCUGCCUCGACCUGCUCACAUGUUAGACCACCAGGCACACACAGAAACAAAGGUGAGUGGCAGUGCUUCAGCAGAUGUUCUACGUGAGCAUGUCUUCAUGGUCCGAGUAGAGCGAGUCAAGGGUCUGAUGCCUCUACAAUCCACAGUGUGGGGAGAAGCUGACUGCUACAUCCAGUACUCCUUCCCUGCACAAACUGAAGAGUCAACAGAGGACAUGGAUCCUAAUAUUGUUGAAAGCAAUGUGGAUCUCAAGGCAUACCGCACUGAGACCACCCUUUGUGUGCCUGACCCAGUGUUUGGACAUAGUGAAACGCACAUCCUGCUCGCUCCUCCAGAUAUCCCAGUGCAGAGAGUGCUUCUCAACUCACUGGCCAAUCAGGGGCUGAGGAACGGAGGAGGAGUGCAGUUUGAGGUUUGGUGCAGGUAUUAUUACCCAAAUGUCAGAGACCAGAUGGUAGCCCAGGGGCUGCUGCCCAUGUCCAAACUGUGUGCCAUGGUCACUAUGCAGAAACAGGGUCAAACCGAUACACAGCUGUUCUCCCUCCCGUUGGUACCAAGAAUUGACAGACUAACUGACAUACAGCAUCAACCAUCAGGACUGCUUGAAGUGAGUGUUCAGUACAAGUCUCGACCAUUAAGGAGUGUUGGAGUGAAGAGUGGGGUCGUGCCCUCUCCCAGAGUAACUCUGGUUGUGCAGUUGAACAGAGCAGCGGGGCUGCAAGCUGCAGCAAAAGUUCUUGCAGAUACAGACAGUGCUCUUCAGUAUUACUCUGAAGUAGGAGUCAACUCCUUUGUAACCAUUCAAUUGUCCUUCCUGCCGGACAGUGAGGUGCGAAGCACACGCAUGGUAGCCAGAAAUUUCUGUCCAGAGUUUGGACAUCACGCAGAGUUUUGCUGUAAUCUGCUGGUGCAAAGAGAAAGCGGGGAGACCGUCAGUCUGGCAGAGCUAUUGCAAGAUGCAGUUGCUAUCUUCACCAUUUACAACAGAGACACACGCAAAGUGGUCGAUACAAGAUCUAAGGACACUGUCUUGGGCACUGUGAAAAUUAAGCUUGCAGAUUUAAUUCAUAAAAGAAUUGGAAUAUGUGGCUGGUACAGUAUUUCUCUACCUCAGAACACAACAUCAUCUCACAAGCUGACUUCAGCAGGAGGACUUGAAAUCUCCAUUAACUUUUCCCAUCAUGCAGAUAGAGAGCGUAUAAUCAGUUCGGCCCGUGGAUUGGGCUGGGAAGUGGGGAAGGACAGUGAAGAUGAGGCAGAUAUAGACAAUGAAGAUGCUCUAGAUGCAAGCACAAAGACUCUGGCAUGGUCUGUUUCCAUGCCUAGAGCAUGGCUGCCCAUCCAUUGCCUGCUGCUACCAGGAAAUGAAGACGUCCAGCGUUCCACGUACUGUUACUACAGAUACAAACUGUACGACCAGCAAACCUUCUGCUCAGAACUUAGACACCCUGUUCUAGAGGAGAACGAGGGAGAAGGUCUUGCCACAGUUGCAUUUCAGGGAAGCAGAAGUGUGGUUCUGAGGAGGACUCAGCCCCUGCGCUGGUACCUAAGGGAGGAAAGGCUGGAGGUGCAGUUGUGGGUGACCUUUGGGAAGGAAAAGAGAGUCCGACCUCAUAACGCAGACCGUCUGGUGGGCUCGGCCUUUGUGGACCUCUCUGCUCUUGCUAAUACUCUGAAGCACCAACAAACAAUCAGCGGUGUGUAUCCUUUGUUUAAAUGCUCCGCUGUGAAUCUGAGUGGAGCUGCUCUCAGAGUCCAUAUCACUGUGACUACAGACUCCAUACCAUAUGAGUCUCCAACUGUUUCACACAUUGAAGAUCUUAACAGCUCAGGAGAGGAUGAAGGGGAUGAAGGCCUCCCCACCACAGUGCUGUCUAGACCAUCUCAAUCCCACGGCAGACAGCUAAUCAAAUCAUCCAUAAGCACUGAGACUCCACCAUCCUCCACUACAGUAGUCAGCACUGAGGACACCUUCAUAGCCAACAUUACUGUGGAGAGAGCAAUGCAUCUGAGUCUAAAGGGUUGUCCUCUUGCUGAGCGGGGUGGAGGUUUACCCAGUUGCUGUGUCUCUUAUGCCACUGCUGAUGCUUCUGGCACAGUGACCACUGCACUGAUCAAAGACAGUGACUGCCCUGAAUGGUACCAUCAACAAGAAUGCAGGCUUUCAAAGGAGCUACUUUUGGAUCCCCAGCAAUCCCUGGUUUUCAAAGUUUGGCAUAAAGGAGAGGUGGAGCGGGUGAUUGGAUUUGCGUCUGUAGACCUGUCACCACUUCUGGCGGGUUUUCAGUCAGUGUGUGGCUGGUACAACAUCACAGAUUUCAGUGGGCAGUGUCAGGGACAGCUAAAGGUGUCCGUGUCUCCUCUGAGGGCAGUACAGGAGUUACGUGCCCAGCGACAGCCAAUACCUGAGACCAGUGCCCCGGAUUCUAGUGCUCUGUUUGGCACUCUACCACUCUGCUAUCAAACCACAGCUACCUAUAGAAGCUUCCCCAGCCACAUCAUUCGAUUCUCAGAGCAGAGGAUCAGCACGCCUCCUGAUCAACUUGAAAGACUGCUCUCUGACAGGUCCAGUGUGAUGGAUCGUCAUGAAGAGCACAUGGACAACGUAAGGUUGUUUCAUCAGACUUUGCACGAGGGUGAGAGAGCUUCUCACUCCUCACUGGCUGGAGACUCUCACCCUUCUAGUUCAACACUCUUCUCUGCCCUCAGGAAAAACUUAAGUGAGCUGGAUGACAUCCAAAGAUAUUUCAGCUGUAAGUUGUCCACUCCAACAUUCCCAAAGUUGAGCGAGCCGAGAGGAACCUCCAGGCAGGAGCACCACAGGGACACCACACAACUGCUGCUGAAGUCCAGUCAGCUGGUUGGAGAGGUCAAUAACAUCAUAAAAGGCUUAAGUGAACACCAGACUGAAGAAACACCAACUAUCCAUAAAACCUUAGAUGCACCUACUGCGAUUGAAGAGCAUUUAGCCUCUGGGGUUAAUCGGCUGAUAUUAUCAGAAUCUGAGAGCUCUGAGAUAGAAACUCACUCUCAUAAAGAUUCAGAAAUGGUAUCAGAGGAUGAAGAUGUUACUCCUAGAGAGACCAGACUGUCACCAGCUCCUCCAGAAGACAAAAAGCUCCAUCACAGCCCAUCUGAUGAAGAUGGAGAUGAAGAUAAGUGUAUGGAAGAAGAUAAAGAGGAGGAAGACGACCAUGAAGACUUUGAGGAAACUUUGAUACAGCCUCGUACACUCAAUGAGGUCACUUCAGUUACAGACAGAACCAGCCCCUGGACCAGUCUACUGUCUGACCCAGAUAUGGGAUCUCUGGAGAGUCUAGAGUUAGUGGAGCAUCAUGCUCAAGGAGAGGAGAGGAACACCAGAGAACUCUUACCGGAAACUAACCCGCAGUCAUUGACUGCAGAAUCACAUGGCAUUGGUUCUGAUUUAGACCUCUGUGAAAGAUCUGAAACUGAGCUUGAUACAAUUAGGAGUGAAGCGGAUAUUGUCACAGAUGACAGGGAGAAGCAGCAAUCUCCAGAUGGUCUGGAUAGAGACUGUGCUCUCUCUAGUAUAAGUGUGGUGGAAGAUUGUGACCUAAGUAACAGUUCGGCUGAAGAAAGAGAUGAAAGACCAAAUGUAUCUCCUAUCACAGAGUCUGACUCAGAAACAGAUGAUAAAACUGAUGAGAGGAGAACAAAACCUUCAGAGCCUGCAGAGAUUCCAAAUUUCUUUCUGUCGGCUCACCAUCUGGAAGCGUCCAUGAGAGUUUUGAGGAUGGCACCUGUGUUUCCUUCAUCCAUAGAAUCUGAGACUUUAAAUCCUGGUAAUCCAUAUCGAAGAGGGACUCAACCCAGACCCACCGUCCCUCCAUCACAGAGGAGUGAAGAGACCAAAAGAAUUGCAAAAAUAUUUGCUUCAAAGUUUACAGAAGGGAGUUAGCGCACUUUUCAAAAUUGUGUGUGUGCUUCUUUUUUAAAUUGUAAUAUAUUACAUUUGUUCAUUUUGUUUUACUUCUUUGAUGGUUAUUUAUUUGAUAAAUGACACUUUGAACUGGAAUUUUGAAUUAUGUAAGCAUUAAAAAUGUUUAUUUACAGUAAUCAACUAUUUUUGUAAUAAAUAAUUUCGUAUUUCCUC
Molecule: messenger RNA, 6848 nt
Organism: Myxocyprinus asiaticus (Chinese sucker)
Lineage: Eukaryota; Metazoa; Chordata; Actinopteri; Cypriniformes; Catostomidae
Product: C2 domain-containing protein 3-like
Exons: 33
Coding region: 111-6653 (2180 amino acids)
Biological process (GO): cilium assembly; centriole elongation
Cellular component (GO): centriole; centriolar satellite
Source: RefSeq, a predicted model, not a curated record